Messenger RNA from Trichogramma pretiosum, 2134 nucleotides. RefSeq lists its product as uncharacterized. Gene Ontology annotation, cellular component: nuclear membrane. Gene Ontology annotation, biological process: nuclear migration along microtubule. Lineage: Eukaryota; Metazoa; Arthropoda; Insecta; Hymenoptera; Trichogrammatidae. Gene Ontology annotation, molecular function: lamin binding; actin filament binding. Bases 234 to 2108 code for a protein of 624 amino acids. The transcript is spliced from 6 exons. The record is from RefSeq and is a predicted model, not a curated record.
CGCACGUGUGAGUGAUACAUCGCGAUGCAGUUUCGCGACAAAAUUUUCGACUGAAUUUUGUUAGUUAAGAUUUUAUCUGCUACCCAAGACAAUUUGGGUAAUCAUUGCUACCACAGGCCUUGAUCGUUGAUCUUUACUUUAAUUAACUUAGAAUAAUGAAAUGAACAACGAAAAUUGAUGUUACGGCUUGAGCAAUUUUUAUAAUUUCACCUUGCGGUCGAUCAUUCAAGGUUAUGGCGACUUCGGAGCUUGGCGGGAGAAUGAUGGAUUUAACGCAUUUUUUAUCAUCUUAUUUAGAUGUCGAUGUAAAUUUAAUUUUUGUUUACAUCCCAUUAUUGUCAGCAUUAUCUCUUAUAAUAACCGCUAGCCUAACUGCUUUUUAUAAGCUCCGGAGUCGUUUGCCAUUAAAAGUGAACUGUUGGUUUUGCAAUAAUUAUUCAAAAAUUCCAAGAGAAUCUUUAAAAUGGUGGCUUUGUUCUAAUUGUGAACAGUACAAUGGAUUCUCUUCUGAUGGUGAUUAUAAUUAUGAUAUAUCAGAACAAUAUGCCUUGAAUGGUGAUGUCACAACCAAAAGCAAAAAUUAUUGUCAAAGAAGUAAAUCUUACACAAAUCACAACAGGCUUUGCAACAAAUGCAAUUAUAAAGAAGAACUUAAGUUGAUGAAAUUGAGAGAGUUUGAAGACUCAAUGGUUGUUUACAGUGAUAAAAAGUUGGCGAAAUUCAGAGAAAAAUUUGAACGAGAUUAUCCAUUGUGCUUGAGCUGUCAGAAUAUAGUACAAAAAGUUAUUUAUAAACAAAAACAAUGGCUCACUCAAUACAAAAUGCUUCUUUUUAAAAAAAAGCAAUUUUCAACGAUAUUUAAGAAUCACAUAGUUUUAGAGAGAUUUUUAAGAAUGGUUUUAGUAAUUCUUGCUUCAGUAUCGCUUUAUUUUACUGAAUCAUGGUAUUUUCCACUAUGUGGAUUUGGUGUUCAAUUUGCUGCGUGUUUAGCUUCUACUGUCAACAGCAAACAAUUAGAUAUCUUUCCUGUCCUAGGUUGGUUUUGCUUGAUUUUUGCACAAGUAACUCCAAAAAACACUGUAAUUAAGUUAUUUAACAUUGAUAUUGACUAUUUAUAUACUGAUGUAGCUAAUGAAAAAUAUCAACACUUUAUAGUUAUUCUCUGUAUAUUAUUAGGAUUAAUUAAUUUCAGACUUUAUUUCUUUAAAAAAAUGACAAAUAAUGUAGCAUUCAAAAAGUUGGAGUCUUGUAAUAAAAGUUGUUCAGAAUUAUAUCCAGAUACAUGGAAUAAUUUCUCAAAUCUUGAUGAGAGUAAUACCAUAUCUGAUAUUCCAUGUAAUGAUAGUUUGUCUAUUAACGAUAAAUUAUCGGAAAAAGUCAAAAAGCCAUGGUUGGUUCAAAAUUCUCAGCAAAUAACUCCAUCGUCUCAUAAUAUAAAUAAUGAAUUGGAACUUGAUACCUCUCCUGCUACGAGUAUAAAAAAUCAUGCACCAUCCUUGAAUGAUAGUCUUACGAGUCUUCAUUCUUUAAAUUUAGGUCACCACAGAAAAAUUUCUCCAAAUAAUUCUCCAAAGAUCUUUGAAAAAAAGAUUUAUGGUUCUAAUUUUUCUGCUAAUGCAAACCGUAAUAAUCAUCAGAAUCGACGACCAAUCCUUGCUCCUCCAAAACUACGUGGCGCUAUUACUCAAACUUCCUGGGUUGCAGGAGGCUUUUGGCAAUCAGGACCCUAUAAUUCUCAAACAUCUCUAUCUCGUUCUUCGAGUCAGAGUUCAGGAAUUGCUUCAUUAAGCUCUGCUAAUUGCACAUUUACUCGCGAACCUAUAGUUAGAGAAUAUGAUCAAUAUUCUGAUAUAUCAGAUCAAUUGUACACUUGGCAAAAUAGAAGUGAAUGCUCAAAGCUAAAUUCUUAUAAUCCAGUUAAAUGUUAUUCACCCCCACCUAUUAGUGAGUACAGCUCAUGCAUGAGCUGUUUUUCACAAAAUAAAUGUGGAGGACACUCAACAACAAUUGUAUCUAGUCCUACAUGGCUAACAGCAUUACUGUGUGGGUCUCUCAUUUUUAACAUGGUUGUUCUUUGUAUUCUUUUGAUAACUUCAUUAAGAUUCUAAGAGACUUAAAUGAGAUUGACUAUUAU